Sclerotinia trifoliorum is the source of this 3825-nucleotide messenger RNA. Lineage: Eukaryota; Fungi; Ascomycota; Leotiomycetes; Helotiales; Sclerotiniaceae. The record is from the annotation of a GenBank genome assembly.
AUACCUACAUACCUAGGUAACUAUUCCUUAGUCCUUGGUAGAUGCAUUGUUUUGAAUACAACUUCUUCAAUACUUUAAUUUAAAUUUUAAUCUCGAUUCCAAUUUCAAGAGUAGAAGCGCUCUCCAGUCUCUCCAGUCCCUCCAGUCUCUCCAGUCUCUCCAGUCUCUCCAGUCUCUCCAGUCUCUCCAAUCUCUCCAAUCUCCAGUCUGUCCAGCUUUCCAGCUUUUCUCCUAUAAUAAACUACCAAGGCUUUGUCUGUCCUGCCGUCAUAACACAUCCGGAAUACUCAUGGAUAUUUAACUUUGCUUCUCUUUACCCACUAUUCCAUCAUACAAUUAAGGAGAUCUACGCAUCUUCCCUAGGGAUACCAAACAAAUACAAAUAAAACAACUACCUACUUACUCUUCCUUUUCCCCUCUUCUCCUUCAUCUAUAUUUCAUCUGUUCUCUCUACCAAAUAAAUCCAUCGUUCGGACGACAAUAGGAAUACCGUACAAUACCGUUCAACGCAGAUGACUUUUCCUUAUCGUAAAGGUCAAAGCUGAUUGUACCGUCUUCCCCUCUGUCGACAACCAAAAAGGUAUUCAACUCGUCUUUAUCUGAACCGGCUCGUGUGAUCCAAACCGGGAGUGGAAACUUCACUGUGGCUCAGGCGAAAUAAACCUUACAAUCACAGUUCCCCACGCUUGCCGAGAACCUGCAUAAAUUCACAACAUCCACUCACUCUCAAGAAUUUGGCACAAUCUCAUUCGACUUUAUCUUGGAUAUAGUUCUUACCGCCCCAACUCUCGAUGAAUAGUUGAUUCCUGAUUCUGCAGACAUUGCGACUGCAAAAUGGGUCAUCAGCAAAGUUCUAUGAACCCAUCGCGGGGAGACUCGCAUGGGGAUAGACAUCGACAUUAUGACGCUGGUGCGAGUGGUCCAACGUCUGCAUCUGACCAAGAUCCAUAUGCUUCUCGUAAUGGCAGAGGCGGCAGACGUAAUCUAGUAGCAGCUAUCGUGGGUGGCGGAUCGAAUAAUGAGGUACCAGAGAGGAAGGAAACAGCGGCCGAGCGACAACUGAGAAGACUGGAAAGGGAGAGGAUUGCGAGGAUAGAGGAGCGAGAGAGGAGCAUCAAGGAGGAGCAUGUAGAUGGCGGAUAUUUAGUUACAAUGGGCGUCUACACCGGACCGGAAGAUUUCAACAAGGCAAUAGUGAGACAGUUGAUGGUAUGUUGGAGAUGAUAAUAUUUGGUAACCGGUCAUUAUACUGACAUGCAUAAGAUUGAGCGACGAGUUGCACCAUUUUGGAGAGGCUUAGAUGAUUACGAGGAUGAUUGGACUGAAAAUCAAUUGGUUGCUGCUGGUAGAGGCCUUCCCAUUCCCGCCGCAGAUGAAGUACCUGUCGAAGAUGUCGCCGGGCCUCAUUCUCCCGACUCAGCGAAUGUAUCAAGUUCGAAUCUACAAAAUUUGAUGGUGCCAUUAGCUUCACGAACCCAAUCUGCUUCCUACGACACUUCGCUUAGCCUCUCUCCGUCACACCCGGCAUUCAGUACGCCAUCUUCAGUACCCCCACUCAACGCCCCUACCACUUCCACCUCUCUGCUUCGACCUAGAUCUAAAACGUUGGGCUUGAGAUCCUCAGCCAAAGAACUGCCAGCACCGGAUCCCGCGCCGCGCGAGAUCCAAUUACCCAGAGAUGCCCAAGUAAAUGGUCAGGCUAUUGAGGCUUUCCUGUAUAAGGAUGCUGUAGAAUGUUCGAUAUGCUUGAUUUGGUAUCCCCCGUAUCUUAACAGGACUCGAUGUUGCGAUCAAAGUAUUUGCUCUGAAUGUUUUGUGCAGAUUAAAAGACCGGAACCACACACGCCAGAGCACCACGGUCCACCACCGAUCGCAUCCGAGAAUGCCGAAGAUACAGAAAUGCUAGUUUCAGAACCAGCCGCUUGUCCUUAUUGUCAACGACCUGAGUUUGGCGUCACCUACGAGCCUCCGCCUUUUCGUCGUGGACUUGUCUAUGCUAAACCCUCUCCGGAAGUAGCCAACUUCUCCUCAGCCAUGUCAUCGUCGUCAUCGAUCAACUCACCGCCUAUAACGAGUUCGGGACUCGCACCAAGAGGAGACAGACGCCGGGCUACGUCAUUGUCAGCUAAUGAUUCUCAUGUCAUUACGACAGACCGUAUCAGACCGGACUGGUCAGCAAAGCUUGAAGCCGCCAACCUGCGCAAAGCCAAAAAGAACGCUGCCGCUUCGGCAUUACAUGCAGCCGCAUUUGUGCUUCCGGGUACCUCGGAGAACCGCACUUAUACCUUUGGUCGAAGCCGCUUUGGUAGAAAUAAUCGGAGCGACAACAGCGCUGAAGCGAGCGGAACUGCCACACCUCCAAAUCGCGAUGCCAGCUCCAGGGCUGUUGUAGAGUCAUCUGGUCAUGCGCGCAGGGAGGGUCAAGAUCCCAAUGCUACUCGAAGGAUGAGAAGGGACGACCUAGAAGAAUUAAUGAUGGCUGAGGCCAUUAGACUUAGUAUUGCAGCCGAAGAGGAGCGGAAGAAGAAAGCCGACAAAGAAGCCGCCAAGGAGGCGGCAAAGCAGGCGAAGAAGCAGGCCAAGGAAGAUAAAAAGAAAGAAAAAAAAGAGAGGAAAUCAAUAUAUGGUGCUAACGGGAAUUCGGCCAGCUCGAGUAUGCUGAAUCUAGGAAGCAGCAUAGCUGCCACUUUUACUGGGAGAAGAAGAGGUGAUAGCACCGCAAGCCACUUGGCUAUAGAGGUGACACCUGAAGAAGUUGAAGUGCCUGUACAAGGAAAAGGAAAAGGUGUAGAUCGCCCUUCUUUGGCAAAUCAGGGGAGUUCCACGGAUAAUGGGCUUCCUAGUGGCCAGAAUUCGGAUCCUUCUACAAGCUCAAGUUUGUUGGAAACCCAUCAGUCAAUUCCUUCUCCUGACAAGGUUUCUCAUCUAAGAGAGAUGAGCACCGCUUCUAGUGCCGCAUCUUCAUUAGUUGAGUCUGGAAAUGGUACCAAUGCUCAAGGCUCCUCUACAAGUAUCGAAAAUCCUGGCGCUAAUGGGGCAAGCUCUGAGGGGAACGAAGAUGGUGAUUCAGGAACGGAGUCUAUGUUUAACUUCCAAAGCCUCACAGCCCUGAUUGAAAAGGAGGACGACAAAGAGAAAACGCAUAGUGUAGAUCAUGUCGAAAACGCAUACGAAGCCUCGGAUUCUAGACACGGAAGCCUAGAUGAAAAUGCCUCCCAAGACAUGGAUGUAAGCAUGGAAACUAUACGACCUGCAGAGUCUCCUGCUUGUGUCGGCAAUAUAGAGCGCAACCACUCGAGUAUAACUGGACUCCAGAUGCUAGAUACAGACAUCGACACCAGUAUUAUUACACCGCAGCUCACGAUUACACCAGAGACCCCAGCUGUCAUGAACCCAACGGAGGAGAAUGGAAAACAGCUAGGAUCAAGUUUUGCGAGCAGAACGAAUGCCGAGAUAACUCAGUAGAAAGAUAAAAGGACAAACUGGUAGGGGGUUAGAUAAAUCAAUGAAGAGAUGAUGCAAAUGCAAUGCAUGGAUAAUUAGCGAAGCCGGAUUGACGCAGCGAUGGGUUUCUUUUCUGCAUGCCAACCAGUACACUUCACUUAUAUGCAUGUACGUGGUGACUUUUCUUUCAACCGGCGAGAUUGGGGAUGAAUGGGAUGGAGAUGAAUGCGACGGGUGAUAUAUUACAACUGUUUAUAGGCGUAAUUGGCGGCGGAAUCUUCUCUUGAGGGACCAACAUAGUAUGCUUUUUCAUUGGUGCGGGCGGUCCGAAAUUUAACGGCUUGUAGGUAUGGCUAUGGGACUCGUGGUGUAGGGAGGCUC